This is a messenger RNA of Durusdinium trenchii, 2890 nucleotides long. NCBI's taxonomy places the organism in Eukaryota, Dinophyceae, Suessiales, Symbiodiniaceae. The record is from the annotation of a GenBank genome assembly.
AGCGUUUUGGCUUGGCGACUGGGCUUGCAAUUGUCAAUGCAUUCGCAAAUUGCGGAGGGGCAAGAAGCAGUUUUUCGGUAUGGCCGUCGCUUGAAGACAUGGGCUGACAACAGCUCUUUCUGGCAUCCGCGACUCUGGUGCUUUUUGGUUGGCCCGGUCAUUCUGACAACUGUUUUGUUGGCAUUGACUGUGAAUCUCUUUUGGAAACACAGCUUUGAUGAGGGCCUGGCCCGGCAAGAAGAAGCUGAUACGACGAUUUUCGAGAAUUUCAACAAUUCAACCACAGACAUUCUGACCCAUUUUGCACAUCAGCUGCAAGCGUCUACGGCUUUGUCAGCUAUGGAAAGCGUUUCACGAUACACUGGCAAGCCUGCACUUGUAGCAGAUAUCAACUCAGAUUACGUUCAGUCCCUGUCCCCCUUUCUCAGCAAGUCAGAAGAGCUCAACUGGAUUCUGCACAGAUGUUGGAUGGAAUUGACACAGUUAUUUCCAGAAGUGGACUACAUCUAUUAUGGUGAUCGCUUUGGCACCUUCCUGGGCUAUGAGCGCCUUCCUUUGAGCUUUCUUAAUGAGACCCAUGGUGACCCCACUGUUUUCGGAGGAGAGUUUCGUGCACCGGAUGGAACCGCCGGAAUGCAGAUGUGUGACUUGUGCCCGCCUGCGGACGCCGUGAAAGAAGGGGAGAAGACCUACUACUUUGUGAAUCACAAGGGCCAGUUCAUCAAAGCCUACAAAACGCAUGGGUAUGACCCCCGAAAGCGGCCUUGGUACGAAGCUGCAAAGGAAGCCAAGGGCGAGUUGGUGUGGCUAGACAUUUACAGUCACAGUAGCGGCCACACCUUGGGCAUGACAGCAGCCAAAGCCAUCACUUCGAACAACGAAGUGGUGGCAGUUGUUGCGGCUGACUUUACAAUUUCAUACUUCAGUGGCUUCUUGAAGUUGGUAACUAGGAUGAUUUCACAAGAAGAAGGCUUCAUCAUCGACUUCAAAACCGGGUUGAUGGUGGCAAGUUCAUCAGGGAUUGGCCAAGUAGCAAAAAAGAUUGUUGAUCAGGGCCUGGAAGCGCAGGUCAGAUUUUCUUGGAAGCAAGUUGAUGCUAGCGAAGUGCAAGCUCCGCUACGAACCUUGCUGGGCAUAUAUGGUUCCCUUGACAGACUGCCUCGAAAUGGAACCAUCAACACGACCGACGGAAAGUUCUUGUUCACCUUCACGCAGGGCCUCCCUGGAAGCUUUCAGGCUAAGCAGCACUGGUUGGUGGUGGUCACCUGCCCGGUGAAAGCCUUCAUGGAGAAGUCCUGGGAGCAACAGGCCUGGGCUGAGCAGCGCAGUGCCCAGGUGCGUCAGGAGCUCCGCACCGAUCUUGCAGCCCAAGAGGUGAAUACCAUUUGGACCUGUGUCACAUUUACAUUCCUGGGUGCUUUGAUCAUGAUUUGUAUUGGCCUGGCGGUGACACGGCCGCUGAAACGGAUUUCCACUGAAAUGCUGUCAAUGGCGAAGCUCGAGUUUCUGCCUCAGGAUCCCUUAAAGGCAGAGAUCGGAGCAGGCAAAUCCUUGCGCCGCAGGAGUUCCACCAGCUUCGUGAGCUUGAGAUAUGUCGGGCGGCUGAUGUCCACCUUGACGGGUAGCGUCAAAAGGGAGGACACUGAGCCUGGCAGCAGCAGCUCCAGUAGUAGCGGAAGUGACACUGAUAGCCAGGAUGAAGCUGACUGUUCCCUUUACGUGGAGGAAGGUGGAGGGUGCUGGACCCAUGCUACUCCCAAGGAAGUGAUCAAUAUUCGAGAGGCAUUUAUUUAUAUGGUGGCUGGCCUGAAGUCCUUUGCCAGAUACAUGGAUCCAGAAAUCAUGCGAAUUUUGGUGAAAAGUCGACGUCAGGCUCAGCUUGGCAUGGGGAAAGCAGAGGUCACUGUUUUUUUCAGUGACAUUGCCAACUUCACAACAAUAGCAGAAAGCCUGGAGCCGGAAACAUUCAUGUCAAUGUUGACUGAAUAUUUAGAUGAAAUGAGCAAGAUCAUCAUGGCAAAGCGUGGGGUGGUGGGGGAGUUUAUCGGAGAUGCCAUCAUGGCAUGGUGGAACGUUCCCAUCAACCUAGGGCAAGAACAUACAGCUACAGCAUUAGAUGCAGCUUUGGCACAACAAAACCGCUUAGCGGAGCUUCGCGAGACGUGGCACUUGCAAAGAUUGCCUGAUGUGAGGGUUCGCAUGGGUUUGGUCAAAGGCAACGUGCUUGCUGGAAACAUUGGCAGCUCUCAAAGGAUGAAAUAUGGUUUGGUUGGUGACAGCGUGAACUUGGCCUCGCGUUUGGAGGGCCUUUGUAAGUACUACGGUGUUAGCAUCAUAAUUGAACAAGAUGCUGCCUUCGCACCAGGGGUGCAAUCUCGUUUUCAGUUGCGGCUCCUGGAUUUGGUGAUCGUCAAGGGACGCACGCAACCCACUGAGCUUUACCAGCUGGUUUGCGAGAAGGCUGUUUUGCCAGAAGCAUUUGACUCACCAGAAGAUUUGCAAUUCUUUAUUGAUGCUUAUUCUCAGAUUCAUCGCCUCUAUCGGUUGAAGAGCUUCGAUGCCUGUGCUAGCGCAUUGCACCACUAUCGGCAACGGCUCCCUGAUGAUGUGCCCAGCAAGAUGCUACUACGGCGUGUGGAGACCUUGUUGGGCGAAGGGGUGCCAGCAGACUGGACGCCCGUCCAUAUUCUGACAGAAAAGUAAGCAACCUGUCCAAAGUGACAGCAUUGUAGUAUAGAGCCACAUAGCCACAUAUCGAGCAACCAUGCUUGUCGGUCGUGUGGAGGUGAACAUGUCUUAAGCAUUUGUAAAGCUUUCUUGCCAGUGGAACAUCGCCCAGGGUGGAAGAAACCUUGAGGUCCCAGUCCUGUGCCAGCAACCACGGCAAAAA